GAACGCCAUUCCAUCCCAAAGCAUCACGAUGGAGUGGAAUUGGACCUUUCUUUUCCGUAGCUUCCUGUUAUUGACUCUUCACUUGCUUCCACAAUCAGCGGCGGACGACUGCAUCGACAUGGACCUGCAUUCAAUGGAAGUCGCCCGCUGCUGCCGAUACGAACCCAUCAGCACGGAGGAGGUGGCCGAAAAGUGCUACCAAGAGUUGGCUCCGAAUAUCCCUCCGAACUCAUCCGAUUUCCCCGUGUGCUUCAUCGACUGUUCCUACCGCCAGAUGGGCUACAUAACGAACGAAGCGAACGAAAUCGAUCAGUCAAAGUAUGGUCAAUUUCUAGCGGGAUUCGAUACCGCUUUCAAGAUUGCCGUGGAAAGGGCGGUGGCUGCUUGUGCAACGGUACAGGAGGACAUUCGGCGUGAUGUGGCGAACGUGCCCUCGAAGUGUAAUGCAUUUGCGCUGCUGUUCCACGUGUGCGUUACGCAGAUAACGCUGAAGCACUGUCCCGACGAUCGGUGGACGGCGAGCGAAAUCUGUGGCAAGUCCAUUAAGGUAGCCUCCUGCUGCCAGCUGGAAGCGUUCUUAACUCUACCGACGUACGGGAAUUGUUUGCAAACUAUGGCCGAAAAGUAUCCCGAUGCUGUAUGGCAGGGAACGGUGUGUGCCUUCGAUUGUACGUAUCGGGAGAUGGGUAUACUGACGGGUGUGGAUGACAUUAACGUGGAACAGAUCAGCACCAACCAAGCGGGGUACGAUCAGGCGUACCAAGAGGCGAUUGCCAAAGCGGUCACUGCCUGCAUGGCACAGAAGGAUAAGAUACGCGAGGAGGCUGAUGUGGUCCAGUCGGAGUGUAGUAUGUUUGCGGUCAAGUUUCACGCCUGUGUUUCACUGGAAACGAUGAGGAACUGUCCCGCCGAACGGUGGGACUCGAGUGUGUUGUGCGAAAAGGUGCGGAGUGGGGUGACCGUGUGUCCACUGUGAACAGGCAAGCCUGUAAAGCUUGUUGUCAGUGAAAAGUACAGUGAGAAGGUUUGAGGAGCUCAGUGUAAUAAAGCAGUACAAUAUAAUCUACACAUUUUAUUUGUUGGGAUAAUUGGAUUUUUUGCUAUAAUUUACACACACUCAUUGCUACCUAGAUCAUUACUAUUCGUAGGGGAAGGUAGGUAAAGACGGACACUGCGGGUAAGAUGGACACUUCUCAUAAAUGCAUGAAAAAGGUAAUUUUCGAGUAAUUCAACAAUGUAGAAUCCAAACUGAAGGUAAAACAACACAUUUGAGAACAUUUUUGGCAUAAUAUAUAUAAAAUUGGUUAAAUCCACGAACAAAACAAAUUUUCAAUCAUGUGCACCCUUGUGGAUCUAAUUUGACUACUGCCGAUCUUAAGCUCUACAACUUGUAUUGUUUAUAUUUCCGGAAGUUUUAAUUCAUGAAUGGGUUGUCGUGAUCAUUAAUGAAAAAACUGGCGAAAGAACGAGGAUAAAAGCAAUAUAAAAUAUUGUUUUCUGGUGGUUUAAACAUUCUGACAUCAAAGCGGGAAAGACGGACACCUUGUUGUAGGGAAAGAUGGACACCGAAUUUAUUGAUUUUUUUACUUCUUAUAUCAAUAGGUGAUGAAUAAAUUUCUUCAAAUACCUUAAAUAAGGGUAUUCCGAUGCUAUAAAUCAAUCAGUAACUAGAGAAAGUAUUGAAAUAAGCGAGAAAUGAAACACCGGUCAAAAUAGUAGCCAUUCGUUAUGCUAUUACUCGCUCAACGCUGAUGAGGCGCUUCACGAAAUCCAAUAUCUUCUCAAGACUUGGACAACUUUAAGCAAUAAAAAGAUGAGACAUUUAUACGACAUUGUUCAGGAAUAGAUGAGAAAUUCUAUGGGAUUACAAAAAUCAAAUGUUGAAUUUUGACAUGGUGGAAAAUGGAUUAAACUAUG
Anopheles coluzzii is the source of this 1917-nucleotide messenger RNA. RefSeq lists its product as uncharacterized. Bases 29 to 976 code for a protein of 315 amino acids. NCBI's taxonomy places the organism in Eukaryota, Metazoa, Arthropoda, Insecta, Diptera, Culicidae. The record is from RefSeq and is a predicted model, not a curated record. The transcript has 5 exons.